Molecule: messenger RNA, 2103 nt
Organism: Fusarium pseudograminearum CS3096
Lineage: Eukaryota; Fungi; Ascomycota; Sordariomycetes; Hypocreales; Nectriaceae
Exons: 2
Coding region: 1-2103 (700 amino acids)
Biological process (GO): positive regulation of transcription from RNA polymerase II promoter by galactose; DNA-templated transcription
Cellular component (GO): nucleus
Molecular function (GO): DNA-binding transcription factor activity, RNA polymerase II-specific; zinc ion binding; RNA polymerase II cis-regulatory region sequence-specific DNA binding
Source: RefSeq, a predicted model, not a curated record
AUGCAAGAACCAACAGAACGUUAUAUCCGCAGCCGCAUCGCAAACGCCUGCGACGGCUGCAAAUCCCGCAAAGUAAAAUGCGACGGAAAAUUACCCUGCAGUUACUGCGCUCGUCGUCAAAAGCCUCAUGACUGCCAUUACUCACCUCAGGUCCGACGCCGGAGAGCUAAUCACCAAGGAUCUGUAUCCUCCCUAAGAUCACCGCCUGCUUCGGAACUUGAUAGGGCUCUUUCAACUGGAAGAAUCUCGACGGGGAGGAAUAGUCCUGCUACGACACCUGUUAAUAAUGAAACGACGACUCAGGCAAUUGAUGCAGAGGAAGAAACUGAAGUUCCGAGGGAAGCGAGGCUGGUAUGCGAUGCACAGGGCAAAUUGAUCUUUGUCGGCGAUUGUGCGCCAUUGAGCUUCUUUCAAUCUGUUAGGCAACUCGUCACCACAAGAGUUGGACAGAAUGCUUUUGCACCGCAGUCAAGUCGAUAUUCUGUCCUUGAAAACGCCACUGCGCAUCAAUCACGUCGGACCCCUGGCGAUAACCGCAUUCCAACCAUAAACACCGACGACAUUCCCCUCGCUGUAUCAAAUUACCUCGCCAUUGCGACUGGACUUGUGGAUUUAUUCGAUCAUCGACGAUUGCAGGAUGAUCUUGUAUUCUGGGCGAACAUGGGUCAAAAGACGGAUGAUGCUACUACUAUCGUCAAUUUACUCGUCUUAGCUAUCGGAACGAAAAUUGACAAUGAGGAGCGCGCCCAGGAGUAUUUUGAGUAUGCGCGUGAAAAAGCAUAUUCUAAUCUGACCGGUAAUCUAAGCGUUACAACGGUCCAAAUGUUUACUCUCAUCACGCUCUACAUGCUCUGCUCAUGUCAAAUCAACGGCGCAUUUUUAUUUUUUGGUACAGCUGUCCGAGCAGCGUACUCUAUCGGCAUCCACAGAACAGAAGUCAACGCGCGUUUCGGACCGGAUAUCCACAGACAACGGGAUCGUCUAUGGAAGAGUUUACGUGUGGUCGAUCUAUUUCUUAGUUCAUCUAUGGGAAGACCGCCUGCGACGUCAGAUGUGGACUGCACAGUACCCUACCAAAGCCCUGAUGAGAACCUCGAAGAACACCUCGAUUUACUCAACGCUUCGGUACAAAUAUUUCUAGUUCUGGAAGGUGUCGUAACAGAGAUUUACUCACGACGGAAAAUCUCGUUACAGCUUACAGAGGGAAUAUCACUUCAAUUACGAGAUUGGUCAUCGCGUUGGUUAAAGCCACUGAAGGAUAUAGUCGCCAAUCCGGAUAUCCAGGACAGGGCUCAAGCAAGUGGUGCGUGUCAGAUUUUGGCUACGUAUUAUUACGCCGUCAUGCUAGUGUCCCGACCAUUUCUUAUGUAUGAGCUUUGUAGACGGUUGUCUGAUGGUUCAGUGGCUUCGAAUGGUCGAUCUGCUUUGACGUCUGGAAAGUCGAAACUUGCUGAUGCUUGUAUCGAUGCGGCUAGUUUGAUGGUUGAUCCUAUACUUGACUUGAUCCAGAGGGGUGUUCUUGUGGGACAUGUCCCUAUUCUGGUGUCAUGGCUAUUCGCCAGCUCUCUUGUUUUAGGGAUUGGUCUCCUUGGCGGCUUUGGUAGAGUCCUCGAAAAAUACACCCGUAUGGCCAUCCACGCACUCGACCACUGCUCCAACCACGACACCCACGCAGGCCAAUACUCCCUCAUCGCCCAAUCCCUUCUUGCUACAUCCCUCGAACAUCUCGAAAAGCGUGAACUCGCCGAACGUCAACGGCGUACCGAAAACUCCAGUCAAUUAUUCGGUCUGAUACCAUCUGACGCAACAGACUCACCCUCGGCUUUCCGCCGGGAGACAAGCCAGCCGGGAGUCAGUCCUGCUGCCAGUAGAGGAAGGGAAUCGCUAGAUAGAUCUUUCCUACAACAUAAUGGACUACAGAAUGUAGCGUCACCUCUAUUUGGGGAUUUAGAUUCAGCGUUUCUGGGACUCAGUGAGUCUAUGAUGCAGACUCCUGAUCCGAGUUAUUGGACGAUGGGGAAUGAAGCUGAUACGGGGUCUGCUUUGAAUCUGUUUGCGCUUUUGGAUGGAGGUGGGGGGAUUGAUCUGACGCAUCAUUUGUGA